AUGGGAGCUGCCUUGCACGAGGGAGGGCAGCGUCUUCGCCCUCAAAGUAUUAGGAGGCUGACAGGUGAUAUGAGGAAGAGGGUUCAGGCUGUCAUCCAGGCACACAGUGGAUACACCCAAUUCACAGUUACAUCAGAUCAUAGCAACGUUCUUGAAUGCGCAUAUCCUACCGAUUGUACAGUAAUACAGAAAUGCAACCACACAAAGAGCGGCGUUUACCGAGUGUUUCCGUUCGGAGUGGGCAAAGGCUUCCUUGUUUACUGUGACAUGAUGACGCAGGGCGGUGGAUGGCUGUUGAGUUUACGGCAAGACGGCUCUGUUGACUUCUAUCGUAACUGGCAGAAUUACACUGAUGGGUUUGGUAACCUCUACGGGGAGUUCUGGUUGGGCCUCCAAAAGAUUGACCUCCUGACCUCUCAGGCGCACUUUGAACUCCUCGUGAAUAUGAGAAGCUACACCGAGGGAACGGGUUACGCUUCCUACAACAGAUUCCGUGUGGCAGACGAGUCUCAGAGCUUCCGACUCUUACUGGGCACGUUCAAGGGGAAUACCGCUGACUCCUUGGCUAUCCAAAACGGCUUGGAGUUUUCCACAUAUGACCGAGACAAGGACUACAACAAGGUGAACUGUGCUGCCUCAUAUCAUGGGGUCUGGUGGUACCAUGGUUGUCAUCACAGCAAUCUCAAUGGGUUGUAUGUUCAUGUGAAGGAAAAAAACCCAGGAAAAUACUUCAUCAGUCACGUGGUACCAUUGGUCGUCUAA
This is a messenger RNA of Liolophura sinensis, 762 nucleotides long. Its product is annotated as fibrinogen C domain-containing protein 1-like. The transcript has 5 exons. The record is from RefSeq and is a predicted model, not a curated record. NCBI's taxonomy places the organism in Eukaryota, Metazoa, Mollusca, Polyplacophora, Chitonida, Chitonidae. The coding region runs from base 1 to 762 and encodes 253 amino acids.